This is a messenger RNA of Melitaea cinxia (Glanville fritillary), 2930 nucleotides long. Its product is annotated as transmembrane protein 245. The transcript has 14 exons. NCBI's taxonomy places the organism in Eukaryota, Metazoa, Arthropoda, Insecta, Lepidoptera, Nymphalidae. The record is from RefSeq and is a predicted model, not a curated record. Bases 104 to 2746 code for a protein of 880 amino acids.
GAAAAUACAAAACUAUGAUGAUCUCAUUAGAAUACAGUCGAGAUUUUUUUUCUUCUUAUUAGUCCUGUUUAACAUAAUUUAGUUAACUGAAAGUGGUUUAGAUAUGCAGCAAUCGCCGUUUGAAAAUAUUUUUAAUAUUAUCGGUGGUUUAUCAGAGGGGAAUGAAAAGCCCAUGAAACAUGGGUUCUAUAACGCCUUCGCCCUAUUUAUUCUAACAAUAUGUUGUGCAGCCGUCUAUGUGUUAUUUUUAAUCUUAGAGCCCUUUUUCAAACCGUUAUUUUGGGCUCUACUAGUUGGAUCUCUGUUACACCCUUUCAAAUAUAAGCUGUCCAAGAAAAUCAAAACAUGGUUUGAAGAUCUGGAGAAAUCCAAUUCGUGUGUCGUGUAUGGGUUGAUGAUAAUCCCAGUGGAUGUUAUCAAUUAUGCAUCAGAUACCGUAGGACACCAGUUCAAAGAACAUUAUAAGACUGUGAUAGGAUUGCUUUCUGCAAUAUUUGUGCUACCAUGGCUAUACAAUGCUAUACCAAGGAGUUUCUGCUGUAUCUUUUGGCAAUUUGUAAGUUUCAUCAGUUUCACUACAACCCUACUCAUCAAACUGUGCGGCUCAUACAUAACAAUGACUAUAGCAUUAGCCUACAUGAUAAGUGUAUAUUUUCUGUGGAGUCCAUCAAGAGCUGGAAUAUUCCAGACUACUUCUCAUGUUCUCUGGCUAGUCAUAGCAAGCUUCUUGGCCAGUUUAGCUGGUUCAUUUAAAGUGCACAUGUUUAUACUCCUACAAACCAUUAGUAUUACAGGAUUUGUACUAGAAGUUCUAGACAUACACAAGCAAUUAUUAACCAAAGAUCCUGAAGCAUCAAUGAUCGCAGCUCUUAAAUAUGCUUUAUCAUAUCACCAAGAAGAAAAUCGUAUGCUUGAAAAUAUUGAUGAAAAUCCUGAGGAAACAAUACCAGAAAGCAACGACAAAGACUCAACAACCGAUGUAGAUUCCCCUUCACCUAUCUCACCGGAAGCAAUCGCAAAAAGAGGAAGUUGGACUGGAAAUGAACCUUUCCAAAGUUCUCCACGACAACCUAAAAUGUUGUUCAAGACUAGAACAUUAUCUGCUCUUCCGUUACCAAAUACAAAGAAAUCUGCUUUCGAGAAUCGUCUCUUGGCCUCUUUUAAACAGAGAUCGCUAGAUGAAAACUAUAUUAGAAAUAACUUUAAUGAUGAUGAAACCGCUCUCUACUUCAAACUUCUGUUCUUUGGAUGCUUUUGUAUGCUGAUCUGGAAGUAUAUUUGGUUGCUACCUGUCAUGCUAUUUUUCUUAGCAAUUCAUAUAAUUAAGAAGUCGUUGAAUUUCUUUGGCGUCUGGUUGUUCUGUGAAAAUCAGUACAAUAAUUUAAUGUCUAAAGUCGGUGGCUGGUGGAACGACAGGAAAUCAGCACUAAUGCCUGCUCAAAUCCGUGGCAUAGGAAAGGUGUUGUCUAUAUGCAAUAGUAGUGUCAUAGAAAUGGCAUACGAGUCGGUUGACACUGUAUCUACUUGCAUUGUCAUCAUUGGAUUAAUCCUGUUUCUAGCUGUUACUACAAUUUUUAUUUGUAUACAGAUAUAUUCAGAAGCAAUAGUAGUAGUUCAACUUAGCGGUAGCCUUCUAAAUAGCACUUUUGUUCAGAAUAGUGAACUACACGCGUACUUACCUGAAGGCUGGGAGGAAAAAUUAGAUUCGCUUAUCGAUAAUGCAUACACUUAUGGACGGGAAGGAAUCUCUACUGGGAUAAUGAGAUACAUUAAAAAUAUCCUGAAAGAAGGUGAUCCGGAAAAAAUAGCGCGCGUCGAACAACAAGUAUUAGAAUUAUGGGAUCGUGUGUAUCAGAGCUGGGUUUCUGGAACGUUCGCCGCUCAAAUGGGCCCCCAAGUCGAUGGUUCAGCUGUACAGGAUUCUUGGGAUAGCAUCGUUAAAGACGUUUCUCUUCCUGGUAUCUUCGACUAUAGCGGUAUAAUAGAUUGGGUGAAAGCAAACGUGGGUACUCUCAGCGCUAUAGCGACCGGUAUUUGGGCUCCACUGGCCAGUAACGUAUCACUGUUGGCUGGGUCGCUGGGUGCCUUUACAUCGCUGUUGCUGUGUGGAGGUGGUGCCAUUAUCAACAUGUUCAUUAAUGUGGUGGUAUUUUUCACAACACUAUUUUAUCUACUGGCUUCAAGCAACGCUCUCUAUAAACCCGUGGAAGUCAUAACAAGGAUUCAACCUAACUUCGGUCCUAGACUUGGAAUCGCUCUAUCAGUCGCUAUCAAUCAGGUGUUCAGGGCGUCGUUUAAAAUGGCCUUGUUUUACGGUCUGUGGACGUGGUUGGUCCACAAUUUGUUCGGUGCCAAAGUUGUUUAUCUGCCAUCCGUUUUAGCAGCAGUUUUAGGGGCCGCACCAUUCCUAGGUCCAUAUUUAGCCGGUAUCCCUGCCGCGCUAGACGUAUGGCUACAAGGCAGACCCAUGGCAGCUCUCUUGUUACCGAUAGCUCAAGCGGCGCCCAUCGCCUUCCUUGAUGCUGCGGUCUACGCCGAGAUCAAAGACGGUGGUCACCCUUACGUAACGGGUCUGGCUAUAGCGGGCGGCAUCUUCUACUUGGGACCAGAGGGCGCCAUUUUAGGACCUCUGCUUCUAUGCUGUCUCAUGGUGGUACUAAACUUGUCUUCCACAUUCUUAAGAGAUACUCCGUCUGAAGAAAGAGCGGCCUUACAUUCGCGUGUCAGACUCGGUGCUUAUCUGUGAGAAUGCAUGGUCAACUAACAUUUAACAAGCAAAGGAACUUGAUAGAUUCAAAAGUAAGCAAUAAAUGUUAAUAUGUUUUUUUACUUCAAAUGUGACGCUACUAAUUAAGACGCUCUUCAUAUAAUAUCAUGUUUUAAUAAUCAUAACUAUUCUUUAUUUAUAUUAAUAUUUUAUCAUGAAACAA